AUGCCCGCCGACAUCAGCCAGUGGUCCGGGCCACUGAGCCUGCAGGAAGUGGACGAACGCCCUCAGCACGCGCUGCGGGUCGCCUACGCUGAGGUGGAGGUGGACGAGCUGGGCAAAGUGUUGACGCCCACCCAGGUUCAGAAUAGGCCCAGCAGCAUUUCAUGGGAUGGCCUUGACCCAGGAAAACUCUACACCCUGGUCCUCACCAACCCGGAUGCUCCCAGCAGGAAAGACCCCAAAUUCAGGGAGUGGCACCAUUUUCUGGUGGUCAACAUGAAGGGCAAUGACAUCAGCAGUGGCAAGGUCCUCUCCGAUUACGUGGGCUCUGGGCCUCCCAGUGCCACAGGCCUCCACCACUACGUCUGGCUGGUGUACGAACAGGACAAGCCACUGAACUGUGACGAACUCAUCCUCAGCAACAGGUCAGGAGAUCAUCGCGGCAAGUUCAAGGUGGCAGCCUUCCGCAAGAAGUAUCACCUGGGAGCCCCGGUGGCGGGCACAUGUUACCAGGCAGAGUGGGAUGACUACGUGCCCAAGCUGUAUGAGCAGCCCUCUGGGAAAUAG
Molecule: messenger RNA, 564 nt
Organism: Microtus oregoni (creeping vole)
Lineage: Eukaryota; Metazoa; Chordata; Mammalia; Rodentia; Cricetidae
Product: phosphatidylethanolamine-binding protein 1-like
Exons: 1
Coding region: 1-564 (187 amino acids)
Biological process (GO): negative regulation of MAPK cascade
Source: RefSeq, a predicted model, not a curated record